AUGUCCAAUCGAUCUGAUGCGCGCAGAAAUCAGAUCAGCUACAUCGCCUCUGGUGGGGAGACCAUAGCCGCCGUGACUGGGCGAGGAGAUCUUUUCACCAUGAACUUGACUCAAAAGACAGAUACGACGUCAUCAACAUCCACGACGAAUCCCUCAAAGAUAAAAGGUGCUGUCACGCAGCCACAAUGCAUAUGGAACGCACACAAGGACGGCGUCAGGUCUGUCGAUGUUGGCGAGCACGGGUCGGUGAUCAUCAGUACAGCAUCGGGUGCCGUCUGGCGACGUGUCAAGCGAGCAAAGGUCAAGGACUCACACGUGUCUGGUGCCGCUGGGUCCAAGCGGAAAGACUUCAAGUUCCAGCGUGUGCCAAGUAUCACCAAGAUUGUAACGGUUCGAAGCUCAGUCUUUGGGGCAUUUGCCGCUGUACGAAAAGACUCCGAUGUCAUGAGAGAACAGAUUGACAUUUCCGAGCAGACUCUCUGGGAUGACAUUGCGCCACUUAACUGUCUCCGAGAUUUUGAGGCAUCCGAACCAAGUACUAAGGACAAGGACACCCUGAAAUUCUGGAACGUGGAUAUGCUCAAGGAGCGUCUAGGCUCCGUAGCAUAUGAGGUGCUGAAGUCUCCUGAUCUUGAGUCCGAUCUUCAACGCCAUUUGACAACCUGGAAGUAUCAGAACGAAGAUCUUGAUACGGCAGUGUGCACAUCUAGUGUCCCAGAUGUGGCGAUACCAGUUCAUAGCUGGCUGCUAUCUGCUCGGUGUCCAGUCUUGCGCAACGCACUUGCCGAGUUUCGCAGAAAGGGGUCAUUCGAUGUCGCGGAUACAUUGUGCAUCACGGCUGUUCACGGCAAGACUUUAAUAACUUUCACCGGCUUGGACCUUAUAGCAGUACUGAAUCUGGUUCUAUAUGUAUACGAAGACAAGGUGAUUCCGGCUUGGAACUAUACGCGGCAAGCACCUCCUUUAGCGCACCGGUAUCGCCAAAUACGUACGGAUUUGAUGAAGGUUGCCACAAAGCUUGAUAUGAAUAAGCUUGAAGCCGCCGUCAGGAUGCAGACAACUCCUAAAAGAUCCAUGGACGAAGACUUCAGGGUCGCAACGAAAGAUCGACGUUUCUUUGAUGAUGGCGAUGCCAUACUUGAGCUGGAUGAAGCCGAGGUGACAGUCCACAGCACCUUUCUCUGUCAGCGAUGCCCUUUCUUCGAGGGUCUUUUCAAUGGCCGCUCUCGAGGUCUCUGGCUAGCAGGUCGCCGCGAAGCUCAAGGGGUUACAGAGAAAGUUAGGAUCGACUUGAAGCACAUCGAACCUGAGACUUUCAAAUACGUCUUGCGCUAUCUAUAUGCUGAUAUGGGCGGCGAGCUGUUUGAGCCUGUUGUAUCUGACAGCUUGGAUGAUUUCUCCGAUCUAGUGAUGGAUGUCAUGGGCGUCGCCAACGAGCUAAUGUUGGACAGACUCUCACAGAUCUGCCAACAGGCUAUUGGACGAUUUAUUAAUACGCGCAACAUCUCACACUAUUUGAAUGCGAUCAGCCCCUGUGCUGUAUCAGAGUUCAAGGACGCAGGACUGGAGUACAUCUGUUUACAGAUGGAGUCUAUGCUGGAAAACCAUCUCCUAGACGACUUAGAUGAAGACUUGAUGCUCGAAUUAGAUGAAGUUGUGCGAGACAACCAGCUUGCGCUACACCCAUUUGCAAAGAGUGGACGGGAAGAGCUACUUUUGCAUGAGCGAUAUCCUGAGCUAGCCCAAGACAUUGACGAGGAGAGACAGCGAAGAGUCAAGGAAAUGGCAUACAAGGCAACGCAAAGGGAUGAUGAGAGGAAGCUCUCAACCUCCUUGAAGACCAGGUUCGGGAGCCUGGAUGAUACAGCGGUAUUCUCAUCAUCUCCUGAUAGAGUCAGGAGGAAGUCGAAGGUUGCUAGUCUCGAAACAUUCAGCCCAGCUCUCCGGCCAAAGGCAUCUCAAGGAGAUCUUAUCUUUGACAUGGAUGAGGAAGAUGCUUCCGAAGUUGAUAGCCCUUCCAUACGACCACAGAACCUGAAUGGCCGAACAAUAUCGGAAGACAUGACUGCACUUCCAGGGUCGUGGAGCGAUGCAAAUGCUAGAUCUAUCAAGCAUGCUUCCCAUCCACAGUUGUCGAGUUCAUCGGUCGGACAGGCUGGAAAUCCCACCCUCGCAAUGUCGAGAUCUCCAACUGCUUCUCCUGGCACUCAUACCCCUAAACCUGGUAAUCCAUGGGGCCCUGCUAUCUUACCCACCUCUAAGCUUGAUCUUCGAGGUGUCCUAGCAGACUCGACGCCGCCUCGCUCAGCCCUUUCAGCAGGUUUAGCAGCUCAGAAUGUCAAGGAAGUUGCGAGCAAGUCUACGCCGGCCAAGUUGUCUCAGAAGGAGCGCAAAAAACAGCAGCAACUGCAAGCAUCACAAGAAGCUCAGGCUAGUGCAGCGGCGGCAGCGAAGAUCGCCUGGGAGAAACCAUCUGGCGACUCCCGGCCUGCACCUUGGAAGAAAGUCUCUCGGGAUUCCAGCUCAACCCCUGAGAAGGCUCCCACAGCCCAUGGCUUGCCUACACCGCCGAAUCCAAAGCCUCUCCUAGCUGCUGAAUCGUCAAAAGCACCGCACAGGCGCACAGCCUCGCCAGACACUCGGUUCUCGGGCCAGUCGCGCACUCCUAGUGCACCAACCGUGCCCUCCUCUGCUUCCCCGAGACCCCCGGCUCAGCCUGCGCCGGCAUCUAGCCCGCUUGUCCCGCAUUCCAAGUCUUAUAUCAAGCCCGCUCCGAAGACGGAACCUACUUUGGGUCUCAGUAUGGCAGACAUCAUAGGUCAGCAGAAGCGUGAGCAGGAGAAGGUCAAAGAAGCUGUCGCCAAGCGCAGCCUGCAGGAGAUCCAAGAGGAGCAGGCGUUCCAGGAGUGGUGGGAUCAGGAGUCACGUCGGGCACAGGAGGAAGAGGCCCGUCGAGUUGCGAGAGAGACCCAGAAGGAGGAGAAGGGUGCGAUGAGAGGGCGCAGAGGAAGGAGCGGCAAGACUCGUGGUGGUGGCCAGAGUGCUGGCGGAAGGGGUGGUGGGAACUCAGCUGCUGGAUCCCCUGCGGUCACUACUCCUGCUGAAGGGGAAGGCCGCCCACGUGGCAAACGCCGUGGUGGCGGAGGCGGUGGGAAAGCAUCAUAG
Molecule: messenger RNA, 3165 nt
Organism: Phaeoacremonium minimum UCRPA7
Lineage: Eukaryota; Fungi; Ascomycota; Sordariomycetes; Togniniales; Togniniaceae
Product: putative btb poz domain-containing protein
Exons: 1
Coding region: 1-3165 (1054 amino acids)
Molecular function (GO): protein binding
Source: RefSeq, a predicted model, not a curated record